UGCAGAAGCAAUCGGACUUCAUCGCAACUCGCAUCCAAUAACAAUCAGGAACCGCAAUCCUUUGGAAUUUGCCUGUCUGUCGUCACCUUCCAAGUACAAGCUCACAAUUUAAUGCAGAUCAACCUAAACAGCCUUUUUUCUAGAGCAAGUCAGCAGCAAGAGCUUACGUUAGACACUCCUCACAUCCUGCUCAAUAUCUACUUGAUAGCACCAAACUUGACAACAAUUUUCUCAUUCCCUCCAAUCAUCAUAACAAAAACAAAGAAGCCCAAACAUAUCACCCAAAAAUCAUGGCGUCAACACAAAAACCCCUCCUCGUCUUCGGCACCACCCCCAUCUACGGGCACACCAUGCCCCUCCGCGCCAUCGCCAAAAACCUAAUCGAACAAGGCUACGAAGUAAUAUUCUUGACCGGCUCCCACUUCAAGAAAGAAAUCGAAGCCAUCGGCGCUCAAUUCGUGCCUUUCCAGGGAAACGCCGACUUCUCGGAAACGACUGGCUGGGCUCUCGUCCCGCCUCCUCCGGAAAUUUUACGCGGUCCGCAAUUUUUGAAUUUUAUUCUGAGGUGGUUUUUUGCUGGGCCGUUGGUUGAGCAUUAUAAUACGCUGCAGAGCGUGUUGGAGGAGGUGGAGGAGAGGGAGAAGGGGAGGGAGGUGGUGGUGGUGUUUGAUCAGAGUUGGUGGGGUGCUUUGCCUACUCGGUUGGGAGCUCCGGGUCUGAAGCCAUCUGGAAUUGUGGGGAUUGGUAUCAUCCCUGUGGGAUUGAGUGGGAAAGAUGUCCCUCCGUUUGGACUCUCUCUCAAGCCCGACUCGAGUGGGCAAAGUACCGAGAAGUUUGCGGGUUUGACGAAGAAAGUUUAUGGGGAGGAUUAUGCUACGACCCAGAACGAGUUCAUUCGGAAUUUGAAAAAGAUAGGAGUGAAGCACCUAAGGGAAGAUGCCCAUAUUAUGGAUCUAGAGUACACUUUACCCGACAAGUUUCUGCAGAUGUGCGUUCCGAGCAUUGAAUGGCCGCGCGUGGAUCUACCAAAGAACUUUCGAUUCGCAGGUGGGCUUCCCAAAGGGCACCGCGAUGCAUCUCCCUCACUUCCAGAGUGGUGGGAUGAUAUUACUCAUGGAAAAGACAAAAUAGUCGUGGUCUCUCAAGGGACAUUGCUCUCGCUCGAUUUUACGCAACUCAUCAUCCCCACACUGGAAGGUUUGAAGGAUCUGCCCGGUAUCAUUGUUGUCGCAGCUCUUGGGAGAAAAGGGGCUACAUUACCUGAAGACUAUGUUGUGCCUUCCAACGCCCGAAUAGGAGACUUCAUCCCGUUCGAUGAGCUUUUUCCACUUAGUGACGUCUUUGUCACGAAUGGCGGAUACGGAGGACUUAACCAUGCUCUCAGUCAUGGACUGCCAAUGGUGUUCUCGGGUGUACAGACAGACAAGCCUGAGAAUGCAGUGCGUGCUGAAUGGGCUGGAGUUGGCGUGAACUUGGAUGUUGAAUCUCCAGCGCCGUUGGCUGUGAGGGAAGCAGUGGACAAAAUUCUGGGAAAUUCUGAAUACAGAGAAAAAGCGAAGGCGAUUGAGCGUGAGAUGGAUAGUUAUGAUCCGAUGGGCGCUAUAGUUCAAGCGAUCGAAGAGGCGGCAGCGGAAGCGAGGUUGGCGAAGGAAUGAGGGUGUAUGAAUCCUUGUACAGUGUGAUUAUUCUUUUCAAGAACUUUCCUGACUGAGAGAAUGACACAGAUUGACAAUUCGACUCUCUAAUUACAGCUUCUAGCCAGGAAGCAUAAGCAGUGGCCGAGGCUCAAAUCCUACUACAAUCGA
Messenger RNA from Mollisia scopiformis, 1805 nucleotides. RefSeq names its product UDP-Glycosyltransferase/glycogen phosphorylase. NCBI's taxonomy places the organism in Eukaryota, Fungi, Ascomycota, Leotiomycetes, Helotiales, Mollisiaceae. Bases 291 to 1655 code for a protein of 454 amino acids. The transcript has a single exon. Gene Ontology annotation, molecular function: UDP-glycosyltransferase activity. The record is from RefSeq and is a predicted model, not a curated record.